AUGGACGCUUCAUCACAGAAACGAGUCCGAGGAGUCCAUCAGUACAGCAAGGAGACCCGAGACCUGCUGACAGCAAUGAUGCAGCAGAUGACUCUCAGCAACCUCCAACGAAAACAGGUCGAUGACUGUCUGAAAAAUGGCUCAAGCUUGCCACAGAUGGUUGAGCCUUCAUCGUCAUCUUCCUCUCUUCGACCGAAAGCCAGUAAAUGCUCCCAGAAAGUUCUACCAGUUCGGCCUGUUAGACGUAGCGCCGUGUCUUGUCGCUCUGGAAACAGCUAUGUCCGAGAACAAUUCUGUGCCGCUCCCACGAGAGACUUAGAAAAAGAGAAGAGGCAGCUUCAAAACAUCUUCGCAACAGGACGAGACCAAGGACCAGAGGAUGCAGCCUCCCGAAGAAUGUCAGCUCAGGUUUCGGAUUUACAGUCAAAGGAAGACCGCUGUCAAGAAGUUUUAGACGAGAUUGAGGAAAGAAGACAAUUCCUGGCUGAUAUGGCCUCUCUAGGACAGGAGAAGCAGUACAUCCACAUGAUCAACACAGAGAUAUCACAGAAAAUUCGGGAAUUGGAGAUGCUGGAAGGCGAACGUCAGAAGAAGGAAGUGAUGGUGUCUGAGUUGACCAUGGAUCAAAGAUUGUGA
Molecule: messenger RNA, 636 nt
Organism: Nerophis lumbriciformis (worm pipefish)
Lineage: Eukaryota; Metazoa; Chordata; Actinopteri; Syngnathiformes; Syngnathidae
Source: RefSeq, a predicted model, not a curated record